Messenger RNA from Glossina fuscipes, 1236 nucleotides. It is a transcript of the gene AnxB10, whose product is annotated as annexin B10. Lineage: Eukaryota; Metazoa; Arthropoda; Insecta; Diptera; Glossinidae. The transcript has 5 exons. Gene Ontology annotation, molecular function: calcium ion binding; calcium-dependent phospholipid binding. The coding region runs from base 148 to 1110 and encodes 320 amino acids. The record is from RefSeq and is a predicted model, not a curated record. Gene Ontology annotation, cellular component: cytoplasm.
UGAGAUAAACACAAGUCGGUUUAGUUUAAUCUUGGAAGCAAACUCAAAGGUACAACAACAAGCGAAGGUGAAAAGUAAAAAAAUCUCCUAUAGUGAAAGUGUACAAAAAUUAAGGAAAAUUCCAAAAUAUUUGCCAAAACAAGCGAAAUGGUUUAUACGCCCAUACCCACCGUUGUACCCGUUAGUCCGUUUGAUGCGGCUGCGGAUAGCCAGACUUUACGUGCUGCUAUGAAAGGCUUUGGCACCAAUGAGGAGGAAAUUAUAAAUAUUCUUACUACGCGUUCUAACGCCCAGCGCCAACAAAUUAAAUCCAAGUAUGAGACAGAAUUCGGUCGGGAUUUAAUAGAUGACUUGAAAAGCGAAUUGGGUGGAAAGUUUGAAGAUGUCAUUAUAGGUUUAAUGACUCCGCUCGUUGAGUAUCUUUGCCAGCAUUUGCAUGACGCCAUGGCUGGUAUGGGUACCGAUGAAGAUACCUUAACCGAAAUUCUAUGCACAAAAUCCAACGAGGAAAUGCAUGCAAUUGUCAAAGCUUAUGAAAAUAAAUAUGGCCGUCCUCUGGCGGAGCAAAUGUGUAGUGAAACUUCAGGCCAUUAUCGACGCUUAUUAACUUUAAUUGUAACUGGUGUUCGAGAUGCCGCAGGUACAGUUGAUCCAGGAAGAGCCAAAGAAGCGGCUGCCGAAUUGUACGCUGCUGGCGAAGCUAAAUUAGGCACCGACGAAGAAGUCUUUAAUCGUAUUAUGGCUCACUCCAGUUUUGAUCAAUUGAGUUUGGUUUUCGAGGAAUAUAAAGAAUUGUCCGGCCAAACCAUAGAGCAGGCCAUUAAACAUGAAAUGGAUGACGAAUUGCAUGAUGCUAUGAUGGCUUUAGUUGAAUGCGUGCAAUCUCCAGCUGCCUAUUUUGCUAAUCGAUUAUAUAAAGCUAUGGAUGGUAUGGGCACUGAUGACACCACACUAAUUCGUAUUGUAGUAUCGCGAUCGGAAAUUGAUUUGGGCUCCAUAAAAGAUGAAUUUGAACGAAUUUACAAUCGCACUUUAAGCAGCGCUAUAACGGAUUCUGAAACAUCGGGGGAUUACAAACGUGCCUUAAUUGCUCUCUUGGGCGGCGUUUAAAUGAAAAAUCUUCGAAAGCAAGCAAUCGUUGUCGGCAACUAGAAUGAGAACAUUCCAUAUUUUCGAGCAUUUGUAUUUGUUUUACAUUAAUAAAUCUUAAAGUGGAAGUAAAAUUCAACAUAAGAA